This is a messenger RNA of Pyricularia oryzae 70-15, 1986 nucleotides long. RefSeq lists its product as uncharacterized. Lineage: Eukaryota; Fungi; Ascomycota; Sordariomycetes; Magnaporthales; Pyriculariaceae. The transcript is spliced from 3 exons. The record is from RefSeq and is a predicted model, not a curated record. Bases 1 to 1986 code for a protein of 661 amino acids.
AUGACGUCCUUUCAUUUGAGGACCCCGCCCCCUGACCCUGAGCAGAUGUCGUCGCUGCCAGCCCCAGCAUUGACCAAUGGGGUGGCCAGGACUGCCGGCCGCGGCCAGCGCAAGGGCAAGAACGCGUCUUCCUCGAGCCGUAAACCGCGCCAUGUACCAGUCGUCGAUAUCAGGCCCAAGCCGAGCAGGAAAAUUUCAAAUUCGCCCACAGAAUCUCAGAUCCCCGCCACCAGCUUCUGCCAUCACUACCAGCAGCAACAAGCAGAAAUUCCUCUCAAAUUCGAACCAGGAACUUCACAAGAUACCAACUACGACUUUGAGCUAGCAAUAGGAAACAACUUUGAUAGUCUUUACCUACUAGAGCCAAUUCCCGCUUUCCUGCCCGUGCCGCACCAUAAUACCCACUUAGGGUAUUACCAGCCAACCUCUGACGAUAUGUCGACGUGGCAGCCGGAGCGCGCUGUGCCCGAGAUGGGCGAGUUGCCAGUGUUGCCCAGCUACGGGCCCCCUGCCGAGAGUCCGUACGACUGGGAGCAGGACUACCAGCAGCAGCAGCAGCAACAGCACCAGCAACAGCAACAGCAACAGCAGCAACAAGACCCGGUGGCUGCUGUUGAGCAAUCAACAGCACGCCUCGAGGCAAAUGCUUGGCAAGACGCCAUCUCCCGCUCUGGUCUGUUUGACCAACCCCAGCUUGGGCCACAGUAUUGGCCAACAUACCACCCCGUUCCCGGCUUCACAGCCACCGGUGGGGUCGGCUUUGCCGGCCCCAUGAGCUUCACCAGCUGGGCCCACCAGCAGCCCAUGCCCGCCGCCAGACCCUCCCCCUCCCUGGCCAGCUUUGCCGUGCAGGCCCAGACCCCUCCCGCAACGGCCACGACGCACCAGACGGUGUCGCCCAGAGACGUCUUCAACGACGACUUGCUGCCCCCCGCCGCCGCCGCCGCCCCGCUCAGAACGAGCAGACACUGCCUCGCCGCCAACGAGGACGAGCCCAUGGCCAGCACCCCCGUGCUGGAGCAGUCGCAGCUGUACCGCCGCGGCCGCAGCCAGGUAGAGGCCCAACAGCCUUUGAUCCACCGCCCGUCGUCGACGAGUUCGUUUGCGAGCAUGCUCCGCGCCAACGAGCGCCUCAUGGAGGCAAGCGAGGAUGGAAGCGUCAGCGGCGCCAGCGUCGUUGGCGGCUUCAACAGCAGCAGCAGCAGCAACAACAAGCAGUUGCCGUCUCGUUCCUUCUCGGGACCCAGUGGGGAGGAUGCCCGUCGGCAGCUGCCCAACGAGCCACGAUCCAGCCGUGCUCGGUUUGCGUACCUGCCAAGCGACGACCGUCGCGAGGAAGAGGACGAGGCCGACGAUGACGACGACGACGUAGAGGUGUCUUUGCACCCAUACGCCACCAGGACCAGCGCCCGUGCCCCUGCCAGAUCCAAGCAGACGACCGAGCCCAGCACCGCUCCUGCCUCCUCCCCUCCCAGCCAAGCGCCGGGCAAUGGACCAGCGGGUCCACCGACAGAGAACUUCCCGUCGGGACGUCUCCCCGUGGGGGCGUCCUCUGCCGUCGAGAACCUCUUCAUCCACGAGAUGAGAGAAGAAGGCCUGUCGUUCCGCGAGAUCCAGGCCGCGGGCCCCUUUGUGCAGGCCGAGUCGACCCUUCGGGGCAGAUACCGGACCUACGUGACCGACAAGGCGCUGCGUCCGCGCAAGACCGAGUGGACUGCUGCCGAUGACGUCUUCUUGUGGGACGCGGUCCGCCAUUAUCGCGGUUUGGGCAGGCACACCCGCUCCGACCACAUCCCGUGGCAAAAAGUCCGGGACUACAUCUUUGAGGCUGGUGGCACGCACAAGUUUUGGUCGGCCAGCUGCCACAAGAGAUGGAAGAUGCUGCGGGACCAGAAGCUCAGGGAGCGGUCUGGAGGUAGCGGUGAUGUUGGUGAUCCAAAGGACACCAAGGCCGGCUAUUCUCUCAAUAUUUACAACAACGAGUAG